AUGUCAUCGUCACUCUCUCCUUCCACCCUCGCUCAUGAUCAUCACUCAAACAUAACAUCUCCGCCUCUCAUCCCACGACCGACUCUCUUUGAUUGGAUCAAAGAACAUCUCAUGUACAUGAACAACACCACUCCUUAUAAAAUCAAUAUAUUAAAUUUAGGGAAAAGUAAUAGAAGAAAUAUUCAUUAUGAUCGGUUUCAAUUACAACUACCCUUUUUUGACGAUACGUUGACUUUACACUUAUUUUACGAUGGAAACAAACCCCAUUCACCUUUUGAUUUCCAAAUUAUUUCCGAUGUUAUGAAUGGAUCCUAUUUGCAACAUUUCAUGUUGGACAUUUUCAAACUAAGAUCCAUGGUGGAAUGGAAAGAAUUAUAUUCGAAGUAUUCGUCUCAAAAUUAUCACCCAAUGAACGGUACUGAUCUAACUGCAUCAGUUAUAACAUCAGAAUACAUGUCUCAAUUUACGUUUCGGGUGAUAGAAGAAAUUUUACUGAAUUUGAGAGAUUAUUUCAAAUUAAUGCUAAGCCAUCAUAGAAAUGAAAACAUUAAAUUUGAGUUUGAAACAAGUGCUACCCUUCCUGGUGUCACUUAUUAUAUCAAAGAGUUCAAAAGUGAUAUCUCCACAAAUGAAGAUGCCUCUAUAAUGGAAAAGAUUUAUUUUUCCAUUCCGCUUUCAAUAAGUGGGAUUGAUAAAAUUGAGGAAUAUCAGCGACUGUUUGAUCCCACAUCUAUAGAAUUACCAGAUGCGAAACCUAAACUUUUGAUAUAUUAUAUAUUUGAUAAGAGUAGAAAUUUUGUUGUGAAUGUAAACACUGAAAUUAUUUAUCCUGGCAAUGUGCAGAAUAAUAAGAGACUUGAAUGGCUAACACAGAUAGCACCUCCUGCAUGGAAUCAAGGAAAGUCGUGUAUAUUGGAAUAUCUUUCUGAAUCCACAGAAAAGAUUGAAGCAGAGGUUGAAAAACAUAACGCAAAAGUCAGAACGCGACUCGAAUUUAUCAAACAAUUGCUUGCAGCUUUUGGAAACCCUAUCGAUUUUGCUGAGAGUGAUACGCUAUCCAAAAUUUCCUUCCUUAUGGAACAAAAUCAGUUUAUAUUCUUUGUUCACGUGACCAUAGAGAAAGACACCUUUCCCACAACCCUACCAUUGAUUAGAUUGCAGUCUUCACAGCACCUAAAGAGCUCAGAAAAGAUUAGCUCCAAAAUUUUGCCUGUGCGAGUCAGGAUUCAGCAAUUAAAUUGGAUUGAAGGAAACACAUCUGAGGUGAUGGCACAAAAUGUGGAAGGUAUUCGAACACAAAUUUGUAUGCUACUAGGUGACUUUAUUAAAGUAUGCGAGUCCAGCGUUUGA
Messenger RNA from Naegleria lovaniensis, 1350 nucleotides. RefSeq lists its product as uncharacterized. Gene Ontology annotation, biological process: double-strand break repair. Lineage: Eukaryota; Heterolobosea; Eutetramitea; Acrasida; Naegleriidae. Bases 1 to 1350 code for a protein of 449 amino acids. Gene Ontology annotation, cellular component: BRISC complex; BRCA1-A complex. The record is from RefSeq and is a predicted model, not a curated record. The transcript has a single exon.